Messenger RNA from Drosophila erecta, 2796 nucleotides. RefSeq names its product F-box/LRR-repeat protein 4 (gene Fbxl4). Gene Ontology annotation, biological process: SCF-dependent proteasomal ubiquitin-dependent protein catabolic process. The transcript has 10 exons. Gene Ontology annotation, cellular component: SCF ubiquitin ligase complex. The coding region runs from base 589 to 2589 and encodes 666 amino acids. The record is from RefSeq and is a predicted model, not a curated record. Lineage: Eukaryota; Metazoa; Arthropoda; Insecta; Diptera; Drosophilidae. Gene Ontology annotation, molecular function: protein binding.
UAUUCUCGUUAUCGAUAACAGCCAGUAUUGUUUUUGUCAACAACCAAACAAGCCAAAAUUUUUUCGUGAAUAACCGCGAAUCCCCGAGAGAAUCGCCACCCAAAUGGGACACCCGCCAUAACUAGGAGAGGUCAGAGGUCGGCAGACAGCGAAUAGGGCACGAAGGCGAGGCGCGAAUAAAGCUGGAACCCAAAGAGAACUCCGCAAGUGGCCAUUAAUUGGAUUAGCAGCGCAGAACAACGUCGAAAAAGCGGGAACAAGAGCCAUUAAGGUCUGGCCCAGCAACGUGACCAUAGCCAGACGAUCCCGAUCCCCGGAAAAGCCCAGCACAGGAGCCGGAUCCUCUCGAGGAGCACAAUUUGCCCUGACAACGCAGCCAGCGGCACAGCAGCAGAAAUCCCUGGACAGCAUCGGCCAGGCGAACGGAACCAGUGGAACAAGUGGCCCCAGCGACUCUGGCCCAUCGGUUAUGCCCAACGCGUGCCCUGGUACGCGGGUGGGGAACUGGGACUGGGUCACAGCCUGCAGGCGAGGGUCGACACACUGAGGCUGACGUACGGCCACCGCCCACGGCAGCUGGCGCUGGCCAUGUCCCUGCUGGCCUACGGCGAACCAGCGCAGUCCAGCGACACGGACAGCACGGCAGCGGAGGCGGAGGCGGACGUCCUGGUGGAUUUCACGGCCAUGCUGCAGCGGCAAAGGCAGGGCGAUUGCGGCGGUUGGUUCGGAUGCGACAGCAAGAUGCAGUCGGCGCAAUCCGAUCAGGGCUACUACCUGGAGCAGUAUGUGCUGGGCGUGCUCGACUUCAGCUCACAGUAUGGCAUCGAUUACAGCAUUUCGUAUACGGCAACAAAUGUGAUUGGCAGGCCCACGAAAUUCCCUGCCUAUGGCGACUAUCCAGAGACCUUUCCCAUGCGCACCUAUGGCGACUGGUGGCAGCGGGCGCCGUCCGCCACGCGUGAGAUUCAACCCCAGAAUCUGCCGAAGCUGGAGACACACGACUAUGUUGUGGUAUAUUUCGAGGAGUUUGUGGUGCCCACCGAAGUGGCCAUCUUUGAGACCUUCAAUCCGGGCGCCGUUGUCCGCAUUUGGGCGUACGGCCUGACCAAACACUGGACCUGCCUGUGGGAGGCCACGGAAAGCGAUCUAGCACGGCCGCCCUUGGACUCGCGUCGCUUUGCGCCAGCACUGAAGAAGACCACGAUGGUAACGAAAACGCUGCGUAUCGACUUCAAUCACAGCCGACUCAAUUACUACACGGAAAUCGAUGCCAUCAUGCUGUGCGGACGAACCGUAUCCAAAACGCAAAACCUACUGGCCAAGCAGCAGAGGACACAGCAGAGCCGGACGCUGCUGUCGCCGCCGCCAGAGGUUAAGGACUCGCCGCCAAGCGACGGCAGUGGCGGACCAAUAAGCUAUAAGCUGCGCACCCUAAAGUUCCAGCCGAAUUGCGGCGAAGACGGUGCCAGCAAGCUGCACGAGUUCAUCAACAACGAUCUAAGCCAGUUCCUGGCGGACAAUUGCGUGGAUGGCGGGGAGAGGCCGCCACAAAUCUGUCUCACGGAUCUGCCAUUCGAGAUCCUUUUGCGCAUACUCAGCUACCUGGACCUGAAGUCCCUGUUCCGCGUGGGCCAAGUGUCGCGCACCUUCUACGACAUCUCCACGCAUCCGCUGCUCUACGCCGAGAUCAGCCUGAAGUCCUACUGGCAUGUGGCCAGCUCGGAGCUGUUGUGCACCCUGGCGCGCCGGGCCACCAUGUUGCGCAAGCUGGAUCUGUCGUGGUGUGGCGGCUUCGGCAAUGUCUCGCCCACCGAAUUCAAGAAAUUCCUCACCCAGCGCGGCGAUAAUCUCACCCACCUGCGGCUGAACUCCUGCAAGUUUCUCAAUGCCAGCUGCAUUGAGAACGUGGGCAUAGUCUGUGAUAACCUGAUAGAGUUGAGCCUGCGCAACUGUGCCACUGAUCCGCCGCUGCUAAAUUUCUCCUGUCUGGCCAAUCUGAAGAACCUGGAGCGUCUCGAUCUCUUCCAAACGUACUUCGAAACGGAACUGCUGCUCAGCAUGCUCGAGGGCAACCGCAAGCUAAAGCACCUGAACCUUGCAUUCUGUGGUGUCUCGGUGAACAUGGACAAUGUGGCCGCCCAUUUGGCCACGUACAACACGCAGUUGAUCUCGCUGGAUCUGUGGAAGGCGCACUUUCUGUCGGCCAGAGGAUUGCAAUCGCUGGCGCGUCUCCAUCAGUUGGAGGAGCUGGACUUGGGCUGGUGCUUGAGGGAGGCAUCGCUCGGAGAUGGCCUGUUCCAGCUGCUGUCCAACUGCCCCAAGCUGAAGAAGCUCUUCUUGUCGGCGGUGCGAGGAACCACCGAACGCGAUCUCAUGCAUAUUGCCGCCCUGGGCAAGAAUCUGGAGCAGCUGGACCUCAUGGGCAUUCUGAACAUAACGCACGAGCGCGUUUACGACAUUCUGGUUCACUGCCCCAAGCUCCAAUUGCUGGACCUGAGUUUCUGCGACAACAUCAUGGAUCGGGAUUUCGAUGUGCUGGCGGAUUGGUCGCGACAAUUCAACGUGGACAUGAAGAGCAGUCGACGUUGAGCCGCAAAUGGCGAGACCGGAAGUGGGGCAAUCCUGUCCUGGUAGCUACCCUAAUUAUGCCUAGUGCAAUACAAAGUGUACUUUUAGAUCCCACACUCUCCUUCUUCGUUUAUAGUAAAGUGUUAUAUAUACAUAUGUAUGCUGUUAUGAAUGUGAAACCUUUGAUAUUAAACUUGGCGAUUUUUUAAUCACUUCAACUAAUGCUUA